ACUUCACAGAAGUGUCGUGAAUGCUGAGCUUUAAUCACUCGAUUUUGGCCGGCUUUGUUUUAAAGUAAUUUUAUUAAGGACUUGACUAUUACCAAAAUAGCAUCCACGAACAGCAUGAAUAUUUAUCUAAUAAAAAUAGUUAGUAAGGGGAGAAUGGCUGGGAUUUCUUCUCUUAUUAACUGUACUUUUUGGGAUUAGAACAGACUUUAGACAAAUUAUUUGGACAGCUCUGUUGUGUAUUUGCAUAUGAGACUUUUUAACAUGUUCCUCAGAGCUGACACAUGAUGACACCUGAGUUUGCCUGCUUUAAGAGUCAUGUGUCCUGUUAAACUUUGCUAUCAUGUGACUCCGUGGCACACUAAACAAAAAUGAAAUCAUUCCGAAACUAAGAUUAUCAGUUGUGUGGAGUUUCGCAUGUACACCCAGUGUCCAUGUGGGUUUCCUCAGGGCUCUCUGGUUUCCUCCUUCUGUCAGAAAACAUGGCAGUAAAAACAUGGAUUGGCUAAGAUAAAUCGCGUCUAGGUGAGAAUGAGUGUGCAGAGUGAUGCCCUGCAAUGGACUCGCGCCUCAUCCACUGUUUAUUCCUGUUAAACGCUCAGAGUUGCUGGGAUGGUCCCUGACUCUUACUGAUAGUGAGUGAGAGAGUGAGUGAUUUGUAUAUAUUGGUCUUUUUUUUGUGUGUGUAAUUUAUUAUUUUUUUGGCAUACUGUCUUCUUUUUCAGCGAGACCAUGCCUUGUUGAUUCACAGUCUUGCUCAAGCACUUGUUUCAUUAAGUAACAGAAGUCACUACUAGACUUCUAUACAAAUCUUGUCAUUUAAAAACUUGUUUGUGGGAAUAACAUGAUUCCAGAUAACUGCUCAUCUUUGUUCUAAAUACUUUUUGCUAGGUUUGUGGAACGCUGCCAAAGCUACACAGCGACGAGGGCUUGUCCUGAAGUUAUUGCACAACUGUUUUAAUAACUUGUCAUUAAAGAUUUACUAUUGGGCUCCAACACUAAAACUUUUGUUUUUUUUAAAGCACAAAUGGAAAAAUGAAAAGAAGUUGCUGUUCGUCAGUAUUUUAUCAGUAUAAAUGUUAUGCUUGUGUUCUGCCAUGCUUGACUUUAGGAGAUCAAGAUGUCCUACUGUUGAUCAAGGGCCAGACUUUGAUCUGUUUGUGGAUUGUGGUAGUCUCUCACUUGAUUCGUCAUCGACUCUGAAUCCAAAGUCCCAGACCAUGAACUACGUUGGCCAGUUGGCGGAGACGGUCUUUGUAACUGUAAAAGAGCUUUAUCGUGGACUAAACCCUGCUACACUCACCGGUGGGAUCGAUGUCAUCGUUGUGCGUCAGCCGGACGGGAGUCUUCAGUGCUCACCUUUCCAUGUGCGCUUUGGAAAGCUGGGAGUUCUUCGCUCCAAGGAGAAAGUGGUGGACAUUGAGAUCAAUGGUGAGCCAGUUGACCUGCACAUGAAACUGGGGGACAACGGGGAGGCAUUCUUUGUGGAAGAAAAUGAAAGCUUGGAGGCAAGUGUGCCAGCUCACCUUUGCACCUCACCCAUCCCCAUGGAGGCUGCAGAGGUUUCAGAAGUGAACGAGUCUCCCUCCAGCACCACCUCAUCUUUGUCUACCUGGCGCAAAAAACGGCGCAAGAAACGUACCCGCUCUGACGCACACCUUCAUGAGGAUGUUGGCUCCUCCUCAGAGGAGAGGGAGACCCCAGAACAGGAAAUCCUGAAAGAGGAGUCUGUGUUCAUGGGGAGUAAGUCUGUGUAUUACUCUCUGUCUGAGGAACCAGGUGAGGAUGUGCUUGGAGCUCAUGCCAGAGACUUGCAUCCUUACUCUGAUGUAGAGUGUUCACCUAAUGACAGUAUGUUCUAUAGUCGACCCCCCUCUCCUAAGAGUGACUCUGAACUGUUGGUGAAGGCUCAGGAAUCAUCAGGGCCUCAGAUGCAGUGGAAUUGGGGUGGAUUUCCAAAGGUGUGUCCAUCUGAGCGAGGGAGCACAGAGUGGCUAUGCAGCCCUUCCUGUCUCAUUAAACCCUCUGAGCGCUCCCACUUCCGCACCAUCCAACGGCAGGCCUCGUUCAACAUGGAACUUUCCGACCCCUUGACCUCUGUAACUGUAUUGAAACCAGAACCUUGGAUUCCUGAAACGCAGCCAUGUCACUCGGAAAACCUCCCUAGAGUUUCCCACUCUACCCCAAAUACAGAAGCUUCCUCGCCCACUCACCAGGCUUCCCCACUCACACCGCCCCACAUGGAGCCUGCAGAGGGCUCUGAGCAACAGAACACUUCAGAACUGGAGGCUCGGAGUGGCCUGAAUGAUUAUAUAGCUAACACAGUUAGCACAUGUGGCACAGACUAUGAUGCAAGAACUGCAAAUCGAGAUAACACAGAUAACACCACAAGACCUACUAAUGCUGAUAGGGUAGUCAGAGUUAUUAAUGACUUUAGUACAAAGACUGCCAUCUUGGUUUGCUCUGAAUUCCAUGCAAGCUCUGUUAAUGUAUCUCAUACAGCUGACUCAGUUAGCAUGGCUCAGUCAGAAAUAUUUGAUACCUCUGCUGAAAAAAUCUGUGCUUUUACUGAGACAGCCCAGCUCACAACAGCAGAAAAGAGAGCUUUGGUAGAGAGAGACAGUGUUAUUGAAGCAUUGACAGAACGAUUUGCAGAGGAGGAAGCAAAGGUGGCCCAGGAGGGUAACACCACAGUGGCCCAACAAACCAAUCAGGAAGCAACGAGUGUUGGAGUGACGGAGAGUGUGGAAUCUGUUACAGAAUUAGAGGAGCAGCCUAGCUUCUCCCAGUCUUCAUCUAAAGUGGCAGAAUCCCAGGAAAAGAAAAAGGAAAAGCGCAGUCAGCAUUUAGGGCCAGCAGAUAUCUAUCUGGAUGAUUUGUCCAAACUCGACCCUGAGGUGGUUGCACGUUAUUUUCCCAAAAGUGAAGGUGAAUCUCCUUCCCAGUGUGAUGCUGAGCUUGGUUCAGUCCCACCCAUACAGUCUCCACAGUCAGGCCAACAGUCUCCUCAGUCUCUAAGCACUGCCAAUGUGGACAGUGGGACAGAGUAUCUAUCAGACUCCACCACUGACACUCUGGAUGUUACCAUGUCUCUCUGUGGGACUAAGGGAUACUCCAGCCAGAUCAAGAAAGAAAAGUUUGAGGAGAACAUCGUCACCUAUCAAGACUUUGCCAACAACCCUGGAAUUAUUGAUGACCCAAACCUCGUCAUCUGCAUCAACUCAAAUUAUUACAACUGGGCUGCUGCUGCUCCGAUGAUUCUGUCAAUGCAAGCAUUUCAAAAGAAUUUGCCAAAGAGUACAGUUGAGCAGCUGGUAAAAGAUAAGAUGCCUAAGAAGUCUGGUCGCUGGUGGUUUUCCUGGCGAAGGAAAGACAUGGAAAAUAAUCAGCCAAACUCAAAGCCUGACUCUGAAGAACAUCAACUCGAGGCAUCUUCUCUUCCUAUACCUCCCACAAUAAAUAUUCCCUCUGGUCAGCUGUCCAGUGAUGAUGAUGGUACUGACUCUAACAGGCAGGAAACUGUAACAGAAGGCAUGAGCACUGCACAGUGCCUGAGUCAGAUAUACCGCAAGUCCCUCCGCCUCACUUCCCAACAGAUAGAGCGACUCAAUUUGCGGGAGGGAGCUAACACUAUUGUGUUCAGUGUGACCACUCAGUACCAGGGCACUUGCCGUUGUGAAGCUGCCAUCUAUCUGUGGAACUGGGAUGAUAAAGUCAUAAUCUCAGAUAUUGAUGGAACCAUCACCAAGUCAGAUGCGCUAGGUCACAUUCUGCCACAGCUGGGCAAAGACUGGACCCACCAAGGCAUCGCCAAGCUUUACCACAAAAUACACCAGAAUGGCUACAAGUUCUUGUACUGUUCAGCUCGUGCCAUAGGCAUGGCAGACAUCACCAAGGGCUACCUGCAGUGGGUUAAUGAUAAAGGCAUUGUACUACCUAAAGGACCUGUACUACUUGCUCCCAGCAGUUUAUUCUCAGCUUUGCACAGGGAGGUUAUUGAGAAGAAGCCAGAGGUCUUUAAAAUCACAUGCUUGACUGACAUUAAAGACCUUUUCAGUCCACACAAACAACCAUUCUAUGCUGCCUUUGGCAACAGGACCAAUGAUGCAUUUGCUUAUAAGAAAGUUGGUGUACCUGAAACUCGGAUCUUCACUGUGAACCCUAAAGGGGAGCUCAUACAGGAGAACAGCAAAGGCCACAAGUCCUCGUAUUCUCACUUGAGUGAGCUGGUGGAACAUGUCUUCCCUCUCCUCUGUAAAGGCCGGCCUGCAUCCUUUGAUUACCCAGAAUUCAGUCACUUUUCUUUCUGGAGAGAGCCCUUAGUGUCACCGGACCUCUCUUCACUCUAGACUUCCACAGUUAAUUUCCAUGUCUUUCUGGUUUUGCCAUCUCUCCAGCUUCUCUUUACCUCUCUUUACUCUGACACUGAAGAACUGAAUGUAAUAAAAGCUGUAUGCCAGGUCAGCUCGAUCUUUAGCUAACUUAUACAAAGUCAAAUACUGUAUGUUACCAUAUGGUUUGGCUCACAUGCUAAAACAGCACAACAGUGCAACCUGAGCACCUCAACGUGACAGAAAGCUGUGUCCAUUAAAGCCAAAGAUGAUCAUUUGAAAGUAUUGUGAAUCUCACCACGUUCCACUACACCUUUGAGCACUAAAUCUAUGCUGUGAGCCCCGUUAAGAGAGACCCAGUUCGUAAGGAUGUGAUAAGACCAUGUCCAACUGGAAAUUUUGCUGAAUUUUUAUGCCUAUGUGAAGCAGUUUAAUUUCUGUGAGCAAGACAAUAAUGCCAAAGAUGUUUAAAACAGUAAAAUAUAUGCAGAAAGUAGUUGCUGAAAUAGUAUUGAAAAGAAAUAUGGAUUUAUUUAAUAGUGCCCAAGCUCUAAUCAUAAAUAUUUAUGUAUUUAUUUCUUUUUUUUUUUAUUCCAGUGGAGGUAAGAAAGUAUGGUGUAAAUAUUUAGGACUUAAGAGGGUACUGGGAUUUCUUACUGAAUCACUCCUGAAUAAACUAAUUCAUAUCAAAUACUUCCUCAUUUAUUCAUGGAUAUUCACCAGAACUAAAACCUUGUAAAUCAGCGAGCUUGCUGUAACAUGAAAUGACAAUAAACGUCACUAUAAACAUUAAUACUGCAUUAAAGUGGGAAAUUUAACUCCAUGUAUUAUAUACUACCGUCUAUCCACAUACGCUACUUCAACAAUCAUGUACAGUGCUGCUCAAAAGUUUUGUGAACCCUUUAGAAUUUUCUAUAUUUCUUCAUAAAUAUGACCUAAAACAUCAUUAGAUUUUCACACAAGUCCUAAAAGAUGAUGAAGAGAACUAAAGUAAACAAAUGAGACAAAAAUAUUAUACUGGGUCAUUUAUUUAUUGAGGAAAAAGAUCCAAUAUGACAUAUAUUUGAAUGGCAAAAGUAUGUGAACCUCUAGGAUUAGUUUAAUUUGAAGGUGAAAUUAGAUUAAGGUUUUUUUUGCAUCAAUGGGAUGACAAUCAGCUGUGAAUGAGCUCCCUGUUUUAUUUAAAGAACAGGGAUCUACCAAAGUUUGAUCUUCACAACACAUUUUUAUGGCAUGAACAAAGGAGAUAUCUGAGCACCUCAGAAAAAGAGUUGUUGAUGCUCAUCAGGCUGGAAAAGGUUGCAAAACCAUCUCUAAAGAGUUUGGACUCCACCAAUCCACAGUCAGACAGAUUGUGUACAACUGGAAGACAUUCAAGACCAUUAUUGCCCUCCCCUGGAGUGAUCAAUCAACAAAGAUCACUCCUAGAGCAAGUCGUGCAAUAGUCAACGAGGUCACAAAGGAGUCCGGGGUAACUUCUAAGCAACUAAAGGCCUCUCACAUUGGCUAAUGUUAAUGUUCAUGAGUCCACCAUCAUGAGAACACUGAACAACAAUAGUGUGCAUUGCAGGGUUGCAAGGAGAAAGCCAGUGCUCUCCAAAAGGAACAUUGCUGCCCGUCUGAAGUUUGCAAAAAAUCACGUGGACAAGCCGGAAGAGUAUUGGAAAAUUAUUUUGUGGACAGAUAAGAUCAAAAUAGAAUUUUUGGUUUCAAGGAGAAAUGUUAUGUUUGGAGAAAGGAAAACACUGAAUUCCAGUAUGAGAACCUUAUCUCAUCUGUGAAAUGUGGUGGUGGUGGUAGUACCAUGGUUUGGGUCUGUUUUGCUGCAUCUGGGUUAGGAGGGCUUGCCAUCAUUGAUUGAUUGCCAUCAAUAAUUAUACCAGUGAAUUCUAUAGGAAAAUGUCAGGACAUCCGUCCAUGAACUGGGUCUCAAGAGAAAGUGAGUCAUGCACCAAGUCAACGACCCUAGGCUCACAAGUCAUUCUAUCAAAGAAUGGUUAAUGAAGAAUAAAGUUAAUGUUUUGGAAGUCCUGACCUUAAUUCAAUAGAAAUGUUUUGGAAAGACCUGAAUCAAUCAGUUCAUGUGAGGAAAUCCACCAGCAUCCCAGAGUCGAAGCUGUUCUGUACUGAGGAAUGAGCUAAAAUUCCUCCAAGCCGAUGUGCAGGACUGAUCAAUACUUUCCAGAAACAUUUCUGCACAAAGGGGUCACACCAGAUACUGAAAGGAUCACCUACUUUUGCCACUCAAAGUUAUGUAAUAUUGGAUCAUUUUCCUCAAUAAAUAAAUGACCACGUGUAAUAUUUUUGUCUCAUUUGGGUUCUCUUUAUCUAUGCUUAGGACUUGUGUAAACAUCUGAUGUUUUAGGUCAUAUUUAUGCAGAUAUAUAGAAAAUUCUAAAGUCGUCACAAACUUUCAAGCGCCACUGUAAACAAUAUUUAAGACAUAAUUACCAGAGGAGCAUUUUCUUCAGAUGAAGUAGUCACAAGGCUGGUAGAUGUUUGUAGUGUGUAUUUAUUUAUUUAUUUAUUUAUUUUUUAACAUACCUUAUUUCAGGUUGGAAUGAUUGAAGUGUUAAGCAUGUUUGCUGCGUGGAUAUAAAAUGUGUAUAUACUGUAGAGUGUCAUGGAUUGUCAGAAUCACAAUACAUGUUUUCAAACUUGGGCAGACUGGAAAUGUGAACAGCAUGGAAUGACUGUUGCUGCAAAUCUUGUUCAUAGAAAAAUAAUAAAUACAAUGUUGAUUUUUAA
Molecule: messenger RNA, 7076 nt
Organism: Ictalurus punctatus (channel catfish)
Lineage: Eukaryota; Metazoa; Chordata; Actinopteri; Siluriformes; Ictaluridae
Product: SMP2 and LNS2 domain-containing protein
Exons: 20
Coding region: 1074-4346 (1090 amino acids)
Biological process (GO): triglyceride biosynthetic process; fatty acid catabolic process; cellular response to insulin stimulus
Cellular component (GO): nucleus
Molecular function (GO): transcription coactivator activity; phosphatidate phosphatase activity
Source: RefSeq, a predicted model, not a curated record